Molecule: messenger RNA, 900 nt
Organism: Amphimedon queenslandica
Lineage: Eukaryota; Metazoa; Porifera; Demospongiae; Haplosclerida; Niphatidae
Product: translocase of chloroplast 33, chloroplastic-like
Exons: 1
Molecular function (GO): GTP binding
Source: RefSeq, a predicted model, not a curated record
CAAAACAAAGGAGAUGCAAAGAAAAUACAAGAAGCCAUAGAAAGAUUGAGCCAAAGAGAAGAGCCAGUCAAUAUAUUAGUGAUUGGUCUCACUGGAGCUGGUAAAUCAACACUCAUUAAUGCUUUACUGGGAGAUGCUGUAGCAAAAGAAGGAGCAGGAGCAACAUCAGUACAAUCUAAACUUGAAGUACACAAAGGAAACUGUGGGGGAAUAAAGAUAAGGGUUUAUGAUACUACUGGAUUCAGUGAUACAAGAGGGAGAAGUGGUAAUAGCAUUAUUCGAGAAAUUGCUCAAGCUAAUAAGUUUGAUUUGAUACUGAUCUGUUUGAGAAUGAAUUCCAGAGCAGAUGAAAAAGUUAAAGAUAUGUUCACACUUCUUGCGGCUAACAUAAAUAAAAAAAUGUGGGGUAGAUCAGUGAUUGUCCUUACGUUUGCUAACACAUUCCUUCAACAAAGAAGUAUUAAAAAAUUACCCAAUAAAGCAGAUAUAAUAAGAAAUGAAAAAAAAGAAUUCAAAAGACAUGUUCAUGGAUUCCUUAGCAGCACAUUGAGGAGUGAGACCAUUGAUGAGAUACCAUUCUGUAUCGCUGGAGAAGAAGAGCGAAAACUACCAACAACUGACAAUUGGUUAAAAGACUUAUGGAAUGAAUGCAUCAAACGUUGCAAUCAGGAUGUAAGUGAUUUCCUCAGUUUAAUAGUAAAAUAUCGAACAGUAAUAGAAGCAGGAGCUAUUAGUGGUGGGACUGCAGUAGGAGCAGUGGUGGGUGGAGCAAUAGGAGGAGGAAUAGGGUCAAUUGUGCCAGUAGUAGGUACAAUAGUAGGAGCUACAGUGGGAGGCAUGAUUGGCGGUGGAUUAGGAGCUGCUAUUACAGGGAUUGUAGUAGCUAUUAAAAGAAACUAA